This is a messenger RNA of Aureobasidium subglaciale EXF-2481, 864 nucleotides long. RefSeq lists its product as uncharacterized. The coding region runs from base 1 to 864 and encodes 287 amino acids. The record is from RefSeq and is a predicted model, not a curated record. Lineage: Eukaryota; Fungi; Ascomycota; Dothideomycetes; Dothideales; Saccotheciaceae. The transcript has 2 exons.
AUGCCGACAAUUGAGAUUCCGGAACGCGACCACGACGUGUCCCCCAUCUCGUCGCCAGCUCUAUCGCGCGUCAACAGUCGGACCAGUGCUGUCUCGUCUCUGGACGAUUCUCCGAUCUCAUCGCCAGUCUUCUCCCCAACUCAAUUGUCCUCUGGGCUUACGGCCUCAGAUACCGCAACGACCACUUCGUUUGAGCACUCGUUUACCGACGCCGAUGACUGGUUUGGACGUUUUCGUGAAGACCUAGACAUUUCUGAUGAGUGUCCCGAUCGCGGACAGCUGGCUGUCGCUGGUCAGGUCCCCGUGUACGAUGCCAACGGAAACUCGCGACUGUUCAGCACCUUCUUCACAGGUCUGGAUGCCAUUGGUGACAGGCAAUUCAUCAUCUUCGUGAGACACUUUUACUGCGGUGCUUGUCAGGCAUACAUGAAAGCCAUUGCCGAAGCCAUCACCAUGCAGGCAUACUACACCAUGGCUGUUCCCACAAAUAUCGUAGUCAUUGGUUGCGGCUCGCCAUCUAUGAUUCCAUUCUACAAGCAGGAGACUGGCUGUCCUUUCCCCAUCUUCGCUGAGCCUUCCCGGAAACUCUACAAGGCUUUGGGCAUGCAACUCAGUCUCAACUUGACUGGACCCAAGAGACCAGAAUACAUGAAAGACGUUCCUUUCACUCAAUGGCAAAUGCGUCAAUGGACGACAAUGGCAAAGGCAAAAGGCGCCAAGCGCUUCAAGGGUGGCAAUCUGCUCCAAAUUGGAGGAGAGUUUCUGUUCCAAGACGGCCAGGUUGUCUGGUGCCAUCGCAUGAAGAAUAUGCGUGGCCAUGCCGAGGUCUCUAUCGUCAAGCGCGUCUUGGAGCUCGAGGACUAG